This is a messenger RNA of Daphnia pulicaria, 645 nucleotides long. Its product is annotated as protein Star-like. The transcript has 3 exons. The annotation marks the transcript as partial. Lineage: Eukaryota; Metazoa; Arthropoda; Branchiopoda; Diplostraca; Daphniidae. The record is from RefSeq and is a predicted model, not a curated record.
AAUAACGGUGACAUUUGUCAGACCAAUGGCUUUUUCAUUGAAUGCGGGGCCCUGGACGGUGAGUUCCUUUCCAACACGUUGUACAUGGAGCGAUCGCUCAAUUGGACUGGCAUAUUGAUCGAAGCCGAUCAAAAAGCUUUCAGCCAGUUGGCCGGUCGCAAUCGAAAAGCUUAUUCUCUACCAGUCUGUCUCAGUACGAAACCUUAUCCUGUCGAGGUCGUUUUUAAUGCUUCCGAUUGGUCUGGAAGUUUCAUUGUAGACGACAAUCAAAAUCAACAGUUAUCCGUUAAUAAUGCCAAUACUAUUGGUGAAUCCAUCUACAAAGUCCAGUGCUUCCCACUCUACUCCAUCCUGGUGGCUGUUGGCCGAACGGAAAUUGAUUUCUUUGGUCUGGACGUCGAGGGCUCCGAAUACAAGAUCUUGCAAACCAUACCUUGGCACAAAGUCGACUUUAAGACGCUUUCGGUGGAAUGGAAUCACGUCCCCGAAGGCGAACCGGCCAUGACCCGUUUGAUGGAGAGCAACAAGUUUGUGAAAUUCGGCCACAUCGACAUGGCAUAUUCCCGAGAAGUGAUCUACGUCCAAGAUUUUCUUGAUGAUUUUAGGCAAUUUGAAUUCGAUUAAAUACAAAAGUCCUGUCGAGUC